Molecule: messenger RNA, 4476 nt
Organism: Gallus gallus (chicken)
Lineage: Eukaryota; Metazoa; Chordata; Aves; Galliformes; Phasianidae
Gene: HDAC7
Product: histone deacetylase 7
Biological process (GO): negative regulation of transcription by RNA polymerase II; chromatin organization
Cellular component (GO): histone deacetylase complex
Molecular function (GO): histone deacetylase activity
Source: RefSeq, marked validated
CCCCGUUCCGUUGCUGCGCUGCAGGUGGAGCCCGGCGGGCGGGCGCGGAGCUCCGAGCCAUGGAUCCCCGCCGCCAACCGCCUCGCAACGGCCGCUACGCCCCGCGGACGGCCCGGCCUCGGCUUUGUCCCUGCACGGCCCCGCCCGAGCUGUAGCAGUGUCCUGCUUUGUUCCCUCCAGCCAGAGCGUGGGGACAGGGACGGCUGCGCAGGACUGGGAGCUGCUGUGACCCCGUGCACCUCGCCGCGGGUGCCCCAGGCCGUCCCCAUGGACCUGCGCAUCGGGCAGCGCGUUGUCAAGCCCGGCUCCGACACGGCCUUGCUGGCUCUGAAGCACACGCAGCAGCUGCAGCACCAGCUCUUCCUCGCCAGCCUGCACCAGCAGCAAGUGGAGCAGCUCGCCCACCAGCACGUCAGGGUGACCAUGGAGACCUCGCACCGUGAGGCAGAGCCUGGGCAGCAGGAGCAGGAGCUGCGGCAGAUCCUCAAUAAGGACAAGAGCAAACGAAGUGCUGUGGCCAGCACAGUGGUGAAGCAGAAACUGGCAGAGGUUAUCCUGAAGAAGCAGCAGGCAGCAGCUUUGGAAAGAACCAGCAACCCCAACCCUCCAGCCAUGCCAUACAGGUCUUUGGAGCCUCUGGAUCCUGAAGGUCCUUCCCCUCCUGUACUCAGCACCUUCCUGUCCCCAGUCCCUAGCACUUCUCUUGAUCCCCCAGAGCAUUUUCCACUGCGGAAGACAGCAUCGGAGCCCAACCUGAAGGUGCGUUGCAAGCCCAGGAAGUGCCUGGACCGCCGCAAGAACCCCCUGACGCGGAAGGAGAGCGCUCCCCCCUCUCUGAAAAGGAGACCACCUGAGACCAUUGAUUCCUCCCCAAGCAGCAGCAGCACCCCCGUCUCUGGCUGCAGCUCUCCCAACGACAGCCUCCCUGCCGAGCAUGGAGCUCUCCCCGCUGCCUCCAGCAUGGCCCACGAGGGAGAUGCGGAUCGUCGCCCUCUCUCUGGCCUGGCACACCGGGUGCCUGUGCUGAACGGGCCUGUCCUCACAGGCACACACUCACCCAUGUUCAUCCCAGCUGGCUUGGAACAGCACGAGGCUGGGAGCCCCUUGUCCCCUCGGCUCCAGCCCGUCAUCAUCCUCGAGCCCUCAGUCACCCACGCUCCACUUGUGGCAGUGCCAGGUCUGGGGACUGUCCCCUUCUCCUUCGCCCCAUCGCUCAUCUCUGCAGAGCGCCUGUCACUCCCAGGCCACCACAAACCACUGGGCAGGACCCGCUCGGAGCCCCUGCCCCAGAACCCCAAGGCCAUCCAGCAGCAGCUGGUGUACCAGCAGCACCACACCCAGUUCCUGGAGAGGCUCAAGCAGCAGACGCAUCUGGGCAAGCGCAUGGUGAAAACCAGUGAGAAGCCCCGGCUGCGGCAGAUCCCCUCUUCAGAGGACAUGGAGGCAGAGGGGAUGGAGGCUGGGGCUGAGAGCAGUGAGCAGGCGAGGGCACGUGUGGAGCCCACACGGCCAGGGAGCAGCGGGAAGGAGCCUGAGAGACCUCAGAAGAUGCUGCAGCCUCAGGAGGAGCUCAUCCUCCAGCAGGCCUAUCUCUGGGACCCCUACCAGCGUGUGCAGCACCAGCUCCUCAAGCGGCAGCCCCUGGCUGACUCCCCCAUGGUCCCGGCUGUCCUCGCAGGGCACAGACCUCUCUCCAGGGCCCAGUCAUCUCCUGCCACCGCGACUGUCUCCCUCCCUGCCCAGGAUACAACCUCCAAGGCACUCUCCCUGCCGGUGCAGGAGCAGACCACCAAGCCCCAUUUCACAACAGGACUGGUUUAUGACUCGGUGAUGCUCAAACACCAGUGCUCCUGUGGUGACAACAGCAACCACCCAGAGCACGCGGGUAGGAUUCAGAGCAUCUGGUCCCGACUUCAGGAGAGGGGUCUGCGCAGCCAGUGUGAGUGUCUGCGGGGACGCAAGGCCACCCUGGAGGAGCUGCAGUGUGUCCACACUGAACGCCACGUCUUCCUCUAUGGCACCAAUCCCCUCAACCGCCUGAAACUGGACAAUGGGAAGCUGGCAGGGAUUCUGUCACAGCGGAUGUUUGUCAUGCUGCCCUGUGGAGGGGUGGGGGUGGACAGUGAUACCAUCUGGAAUGAGCUGCACUCCUCCAACGCAGCCCGCUGGGCUGCAGGCAGUGUCACCGAGUUGGCCUUCAAAGUGGCCAGCAGGGAGCUGAAGAAUGGUUUUGCUGUGGUGCGGCCGCCCGGACAUCACGCAGAUCCAUCCACUGCCAUGGGGUUCUGCUUCUUCAACUCGGUGGCCAUUGCCGCCAGGCAGCUGCAGCAGAAAGGGAAACUCAGCAAGAUCCUCAUUGUGGACUGGGAUGUUCACCACGGCAAUGGGACCCAGCAGAUCUUCUACAGAGACCCCGAUGUUCUCUACAUCUCUUUGCAUCGUCACGACGAUGGAAACUUCUUCCCUGGCAGCGGGGCUGCUGAUGAGGUUGGUGCUGGCCCUGGUGAGGGAUUUAAUGUCAACAUAGCCUGGACUGGAGGCCUUGACCCCCCCAUGGGUGACCCUGAGUAUCUGGCGGCUUUCAGGACAGUGGUGAUGCCAAUCGCACAUGAAUUCUCCCCCGACGUGGUGCUGGUAUCAGCUGGCUUCGAUGCAGCUGAUGGCCACCCACCACCCCUGGGUGGCUACAAAGUCUCUGCUAAAUGUUUUGGCUACAUGACCAAGCAGCUGAUGAGCCUGGCUGGGGGGGCCAUCGUCCUGGCGCUGGAAGGCGGCCACGACCUCACGGCCAUCUGUGAUGCAUCUGAGGCCUGCGUGUCAGCCUUGCUGGGCAAUGAGCUGGACCCUCUCCCAGAAGAAAGCAUGCGGCAGAAGCCCAAUGCCAAUGCUGUGCGCUCCUUGGAAGCAGUGAUCCAGGUCCAGAGUAAAUACUGGGUGGCCGUGCAGCGCUUCGCCUCCAAGCUGAGCUGCUCCUUCCUGGAGGCUCAGCACCACGAGGCAGAAGAGGUGGAGACGGUCACAGCCUUGGCCUCCCUCUCAGUGGCUGUGAUGGUGGAGAAGAGGCCACAAGAUGAGCCUAUGGAGGAGGAGGAGCCCAUGAACCAGUGAUGAGCGGUGAUGUUCUCUGCUCCCCUGCUUCCAGGACGUGGUUGGACUCUUCCCGAGCCCAGUGCUCGCUCUUCACUCCUGGCUUCCCAUUUGCCACUCACUCCCUGAGUCACGGUCCUGAAAGGGGCUGGACCUUUGGCUGCCACGUAUCCAAGAAAGGAUCCUCCUGCAGCCACCCAGGAGACGGCCUCCUGCUCGGGACAGAUGGAAAGCAUCAACCUCCCUCUGCACAGCACGGUGCUGCCAUCCUACACUGUGCCUGCAAUCAGUCCCUGACCUUCAGAACCCGAAGUCUUUCUUGGGGAUGCGCAAGAGGCCACCACCCCUCUGGUGCAGACCUGCCCUUCUCCUGGGAUCUUCCUCACACCUGGGGGAAGGGGUGGGUGUUGGGAUGGAUGUUGUGGCCACGCGAUCAGAACUGCACUCAGAGCUCCUCUGCAGUCAGCUGUCCCUUGGAGCAGCAGCCUUCUGUCUUGCUUGAGAGGGACAGGCUCUCAAAGGCCUCCCCAGUGCUCCUCUUCCUCUCCGGUAGGGCACGAGGUGGGAGCGAGCAUGCCAGUGCUAUGGGCUGUGACCUCAUUCUGCACGAGAAGGGUUUGGAAAGCAUUGGAUGAUGCACCCAUUGCUUUGCAGCUGGGGAAGAGCAAGGGCCGGAGUGCCUGCAGUGCCCAGGAUUGCACCCGUGGGACAUCUUAACCACUAACCAGAGAGCGAACCCUCUGGUGCUGGGGCUCUGAUUUGCACUAUAUACAUAUGAGAUGUGCUAAUGUGAACCUUAUGUACUCUUCUUUCCAUGGGAGUUUUGGGAACAAACACCCGUGUGUGUGUGUGGACAUUACCGAGGUGCCUUGAGCCCUUUCCAGCAACCUGCUGGCCUGAGGAUCUGUGUCCCUGCAGUCCCUGGCUGUCUUCCAGCGUCCCCUUGGAGUAAGUGACACCUCCAGUGGCUGCACCCGCUUCUCCAGCUGAGAUCAGAUCCUCUCCUGGUCGCCCUCUGCCUGGAGCUCAGCUCCCCAGGGACCCCCAGCGUUCCCCAUCUGGGUUGUACUGGGAUGACAGAGGUGGGGUCAGCCCUCCCGAAAUGCUGCAUCCAGCUGGAUUUGCCUUCUUCCCCUCUCAUACUGCAACAGAGCACCCUCACCCCGAGAGCCUCAUCCUUCCCUGUGUCCCUCCCUUGGGCUCUGGGGGUCACAGCGGGGCUCGUGGACAGCUGGGCUGGGGAGGAGGGGAUGGGUGGGGUGCUGAGCUCAGGGGGCAGCCAGGCUCCAUCUGCAGGCAUAGGGAGGAAAUUUUGUAUAAAAGGAAAAAAGAAAAAAAAAAGAAGGAAAAAAAAAUAUCUUGGAAGAAUAAACAUUUAUGUGUCUUAAA